CUGAACUUCGCAACUUUUGUAACUUUCUACGCAGCAUAUUCUUCGCAAUCCGACUUUGGUCUUUAAUUCGCCUUUUUUUGCCAACAUGGCGUCGACGCCGAUGGAUCUCGAUAUCCCUGAUUCCUCAUCACCUGCCAAUGGCACACCGUCUACAUCUCUUAACAUCACUCGUACUUUAGGGAACGGAUUGCCUAGUACCUUAACUACUACUGAAGUUGUCGCGAACUACAGGCCUACUAAGCUGUUUAAGGGUGGUGACCAGAAAGAUGGACGUUCGCAACAUUACGUUCUUAGUCUCGAUUACGAUGACCCUGGCGAGCUCUUGAUGACGUCUGAGAGCAACGAAACGAUCCAGAUCUAUAAAGUUCGAGAGGGUAAACACGACAAGCAGCUUCUAAGCAAGAAGUAUGGUGCCAAACUGGCAAAAUUCACGCACAACAGCUCGAGUAUUAUUUACGCGAGCACGAAACAAAAUGAUGCGAUCCGAUACUUAACCACCCAUGACAAUACAUUCUUACGAUAUUUCGAGGGCCAUUCGGCGGCAGUUACGUGUUUAGCAAUGCAUCCUGGCCACGAUGAUUUCAUCUCAUGCAGCAAGGAUAACACGAUUCGAUUAUGGAAUGCCGGAACUAAGAACGAGACUGGGUUGUUAUAUCUCAAUUUCCCAUAUCUUGCUGCUUGGGAUCCGAGUGGACAAGUCUUCGCGGUAGGAUCACCUACUGCAGGAACUGUUUUACUCUACGACCAUCGAAAUUUCGACAAGGCGCCUUUUGCAGAAUUCGACGUCAUGGAUGCGGUCUCUCCCGUAACUACAAACAAUACUUUACAGGGCUGGACCAAGCUAGAAUUCGCGAAUGACGGACGCUCCAUCUUGUUAGGCACGAAGGGCGAGGGUCAUUUCCUCUUGGACUCGUUCAAUGGCAGCCUUAAGGCCUUCUUACACAAAGGCGAGGGCGGCACCAACAGACUGGGCGCUGGGGAAGAGUAUAUGACCAAUGGUGGUGGACCAAACGGCGGCCACGUCGAGGGUAGCGGUGACUGUUGCUUUACUCAAGAUGGAAGAUAUGUCAUCGGCGGUACAAAGAAGGGUGCUGUCGUAUGGGACACCCUAGGCCAAACUUCCGAGAAUAUUCUGGAGCCGGUCCACGUGCUAGAGGAUGAGAGACCGGCAGCAGUCAUUGCUAUGAAUCCUCGAUUCAACCUCUUCGCUUCGGCAGAUCAAGAUUUGGUGUUUUGGCUACCGGAUCCACAUGCCUAGGGGGCAUAUCCGGACAUUAGACGCCUUAAUCUUGGUCUAUGAUGGGUUCGAUCUGAUAUUCCACCAUCAUGAUCUCCGUGACAGAUGGGAGGUUGGAAUCUGGCCCCUCACGUCUAAAAGGAUAAUAUACAAAAGGGGACUGUUGCGGUUAACUACUUAUGGAAGAUACCCAUUUGCAUUGUUGGUGGCGUAUAAAAUGGCAUCGUUUGAUAGUUGAUUUAUGAGAAAUGAAAUCCUGAUUCG
Annulohypoxylon maeteangense is the source of this 1501-nucleotide messenger RNA. Its product is annotated as WD domain-containing protein. The transcript has 3 exons. Gene Ontology annotation, molecular function: protein binding; chromatin binding. The coding region runs from base 86 to 1258 and encodes 390 amino acids. The record is from RefSeq and is a predicted model, not a curated record. Gene Ontology annotation, cellular component: Set1C/COMPASS complex. Lineage: Eukaryota; Fungi; Ascomycota; Sordariomycetes; Xylariales; Hypoxylaceae.